Messenger RNA from Camponotus floridanus (Florida carpenter ant), 7047 nucleotides. Its product is annotated as serine-rich adhesin for platelets. Bases 444 to 6536 code for a protein of 2030 amino acids. The record is from RefSeq and is a predicted model, not a curated record. Lineage: Eukaryota; Metazoa; Arthropoda; Insecta; Hymenoptera; Formicidae. The transcript has 7 exons.
GAUUAGUAUGCAAUAUGGCCGUUAUUAUUCCGAACAUCGUCGAUCAGUUGGAUGAUCGACAACGGGGUUGAACGGGGUCAAGGUAUUUAAUCAAGGUUGCGAUUGCUUAAUGCUGACAGUGCACGAUAAUCAAUCCGGUGUUUAUUAAAUCCGCAUUCUCCAAGAAUGUCAGACAUUUUUUUUCUCCACAUGUAAAAACGAUUUUUUUUGCGCGAUACAAGAUUCCUGCGAAGGUCAAAUAGGAAUCCUCGUGAUUUCCUUCUGCUACUUGUGGAAUAUCUUUAUCUAUCGGGACACAUAGAUUAUCCCAUUCUUUGUUCUCGAUAUAGUGCUUCGCAUAACUAACCUCAAGCCUUAAGAAGUGAGUCACGUGUCGCGAGACAGAUUCUCGGAACGACUUUUGAGGUCGAAAACGUAUAACCGCCGUGGGUAAGUUUUGAAUAAUGGCGAGCGAUCUGUCGAGCGGCUGCAUGGAGACAAUCGACAUCCUCGACGAUGAGAAGGAGGAGGGUGAGAUCUCAUUGGAGGACGUCAGUUCAUCCGAGGAAGGCGGGAUAGGCCAUUUGACCUGUAACUACGUCAUCAGCAGGACACGAUCGUGUCCAGAUUGCAAAUCAUGGGGUGAAUGCGCUCCCUGGUGUACCAUGAUGUAUUAUUCUAAGAGCAGGAGAGAUCCAGUCAAGGGAAAAGAAAAUCGUCAUCGUGUAAGAGAAGCAGGAUGUACGGCGGCAAAACACACAGCGUCGACAUUACAAGAGAAAAAUGAUGACCUAGUGCCUAUUUCGAGCGAUAGCGAUAUGGAGAUUGUCGGUCUCACGGACACAUCUAAUCGAUCGAAAAGUAGAAUGAAAAAGAAAAAGAGAAAGAAAAAGGACUAUGACAUUAUUACCAUUGAUGACUUAAUUUCUCCAGCUUCCGAUCCUAUAACAGACUUUGGUACUCUGAAAAAAACGCAUUAUAGAGAAUCAAGUCCAGUUCGCAGAAGUGGCAGAUCAAGAGUGAUUUCGAGAUCACCAAUCCGAAGACACAGAUCCCCCGUGAAAUCGCGAUCGCCUAUCCGAUCGUCCCGAUCUCCGUUAAGUCGUGUUAGAUCGCCAAUGUCGAAGAGAUCUCCGCGAAGGCUCAGAUCGCCAAAACGGAUCUCGCCGCAUCGUUCGCCCGUCAGAUCGACGAGAAGACCAUCGAGGCUAGAUUCGUCACCGUCCACUCGUCAUUAUUCCAACAGACACGGUGACGUGACAAAAUUGUUGAAGAAAGUAAAGCAUUCCAUGGGUAUUCUCGAAUCGGAGUCGAACGUCGAUCGGAGCAAGGAACAUCAGUCGUCGUUGAAGGAGAAACUGUCAAAUAUGUUAAAGAAGCAACCCGAUAACAAUGAUACGACGAUGCGUUUUAAGGCGAAAACGAAUAAAACGGCUGAACCCGAUAUUGUUAAUGAUGCCGAUGAUGAAGAGGAUUUGGCACUGCUUCGGCAAAAGGCAUUGGAGACAAAACAGAAGAAGUCUAAUAAAUCAUCGAAUCAUGGACAGACGGAUAUGGAACUGGAGAAGAAGCCCGCUGCGAAGAAUGACGAUCAGGACGAAGAGGCGUUGCAGCUGCGCAUGAUCGCACUCCGCUCGGCAGUCAUGAAAAAACAUCAGAACCGGGUUCGACGUGGCAUCAGAACGAACAAGAAGCCUUCUCGCAGCGAGAGUCCAUUCAGUCAAAGCUUCCUUGAUGACAUACCUGUGCCCGGCGACGAGUUGUUGAAGUUCGCAUCGCCGCCGUGCACCCCGCCAUGCGACAGUAAUCGCAUCGAGGACAUGGAGCUGGACACGGACGUUGAGGGCGAGAAGGAGGGAGAGUUGCCAUAUUCACCCACCGAUAAGAUAACCACACAUGUGCCUAUCGAUACGUCGUUACUUGGCAUUGAACCAUCUGACGUGUCAUUCAUCAAUGUAAACGAGACGAAUAACAAGUCUCCAAUCUUCAACGACGCAGAGCGGAUCGAAGACGUGCCAUUGCUGACCACUGACGUUGCAUCAUGUUACAGUAACACUUACCUGACGUCUCACGCUUAUGAAGCAUCGCAAUACUAUGCGUACUCGCCGUCUCAGCAGUGCACCGAGAUCUUCCUCGGUUCAGAUUUGAAUGAUGAACCGGAAAAACUAUCCGAUCACCUCAGGGACUGUCAAAGCGAUAAUGUUGUAUGCGAUUUAAUAGACGGUAUUUGUUGCCAAGUCGAUUCCUCAAUGGGUGUUGCAUCGACGCAACAUGACGUGCCUGAUACACAUCCGAUUCCAGUUCUAACUAAUCUUCUUCCUACUCCUUCCAUUUCAUCAAAAACGCAGCAGCAGGUUAUAGAACAAUCUACUGAUGUUCUAUUCGCAAACGUAGAUUCGACAUUCGGCAAAUGCACUUACGAAGCGCAAAAUAUUUCCGAAUGUCCUUUUAGAAGGACUUCUCCGACUAUGUAUGCCGAGCCAGUAUCGCCGAAUGAGUCGAUAGUAACGAUCGACGAUUUUUUAGAGACGGAGAAAGAUUCAUUGGGUUCUUCUGUUGUUGACAAAAACUUGCCGACCACAGAUUGCAUCCCGAAAGAGUCGAGCCAAGCUGUCGAAGAAGAAACGGAAGAACCUCUAUAUAUGCAAGGUGUGCCGGAUAUUACCAAAGAUGCGAAUAAGAUACCUACCUUAAUCAACAAAACGUUGGUCCCUGCACCUAUAUUAAGAUCGAACAAACAGCUUCAGCAACCGUUGCCAGGAACGAAGAAGUGCGAGACGCACGUUUCGGAGCCAAGCUUCAAAAGCGCCGAGAUGCAACCGGUGACCGCAAAUGCGCAAAACACGAAGAGUGGCAGUAAUUUCAAACCUAUAAAAUUGCGAGUUGCCAGGAAAUCUGCGCCUAUUUUAACAGCGUCCGUUGCAUUCAAUGAACUUACGAACGAAAAUUCGGAAAAUGACCCAUCGGAAGUUCAAGAAAAAUCCUCUAAAGAUAGUUCUGAAAUAAUCGAACAUUUCGUCACCGUUAAGACGGUGUGUCCUGCGAAUAAUGACGUCGCUUCGGCGCGUAAAAAACGAAAACGUAAGAAGGAGCUUCAACUUCCGUUCAACCGGUACAAGAGUUUCAGCUCGUUGUUCCAAUUACUCGUAGAGAAGCAAAACAAUUCGGAUGACAGUGUAAAUAAAGAUGUAAAUAUUAUAUUUUCGUCUAAUGUGGAGCGACAAAUUACUGAAUCUGGUCCAAGUGAGGGUAACAAUGACAAUAAAGCACAGAAGGGUUUAAUGGAGAAUGAAGAAUUGAAAUUGCAAAAUGCCAUUGGCAAUCAGGAAUCAGUUAGUUUUAAUAAUAUCACGAUAGAAAAUAAAAGUGUUGAGAGAAGCGAUCUUGCUUCUACAUUAUCAGCUUCCGCUGAAUGUCCACAAGAGAGAAAUGUCGAAUCCCAUUUAUCAAGAAAUUCCGCAUCCGACAAUCUUGACUCUAAUAGAGCACCCAAAGAUACUGAUAACAGAAGGCAAAGUGUCGAUGAGGAUGAAAAUGAGUUGCGGGCUAUUUUACUAGCUUCUAUGAAACGAAAGUUAAUAGACAUUAAUAAUAGUCCUUCAACAAUUUCGAUUACUGCAAACUGUGCAAAUUCGCAAAAAUCUAUACAGAAAACAUUAACAGAUACAACGCAAAAACCUAUACAGAAAACAUUAACAGAUACCGCAGUAAUUAACGCAACGCACGCAACGAUGAACAAUAAUGCUGUGUCAUCAACAAGAUUGGGUUCAUCGCAAACUGAAGAGAAAGAGAUUAAUCGUGUACCCAGUUCAUUACUCGUGAACGGUAAGAAGAAGAUCAACGUGGACGCAAAAGGUCCGCAGAAGAAAAUGAUGAGGAAAUCAAUUAUCCCUGCGAGUACGAAAGUGGUGAACAAUGCUAAGAAGUAUCAAAAUAUGAUGGAGCAGAGAAGAUCAAAUCUGCGAAAAUUCGAUAACAAUACGAAGCCUAACGAGAACGUUUGGUCUAACGCUAAUCCAUCCAAGACGCCGUUGCACGUGUCCGACACUCAGCGAUUUGUAAUAAGCUUAGGAUCCGACACGGACAGCGAGUCCGAUGGUGAGAAGCGUAAGGACUCCGUCCUCGUUCCCACUGUAGAGAAGCAUCAAUCGCAAGAUAUCAGUGCUGAUUUCGAACAGAGUUUGCACAAAUUUCUGCGCGACAUGAGAAAAGAACAAGAACAAUCCACCGUUGCAAACGUGGCUAAAUCUGCGACAACACGAGAUGUACCAUUAGUGAUUAAAGAUUCAUCUAAUAUGCAUACACCAUUGGCUGUGAGGCAUCUUCCUGCAUCGCAACAAGAGGAAUAUCGUCGUUUGAAGCAGCAAAUCUUGGAGCGCGAAAAGCUGAAACUACAGAGAAAGGUAGCAGAUAACAAUAAUAGCGCCAACAAUAAUAAAUUAUUAAAUUCUAAUACGACAGCGAGUUCCCUAGUAAAAUCUCAAUCGAUGUUUGAAAAGAAAAAUAUGCACAUUAAACAGAAUCCAGAUAAAUCAACAGAAUCGGAAAGAAAUUCUCAACAAUUACCAACGGAAAGCAAAAAGAGAAAUAUCAAUGCGGCAAAAAAUUCAGUAACAUCAAAUGCAUCUCAUACAAACACAAACAAAAAUCUCUCGAUAAAUGUUGUUAAGCCAAUUCUGAACUCCAAUUCUGAAUAUUCGUCAACUAAAGAAGCUAAGAAAACAAUACCGAACAAUCUCAGCAUCUGCAUCACUAAUGAGAUUGCACCGAAUUAUACCGGGAUAGAAAGUAGAACGGUUGAGAAUUCGUCCGAGAAACAACAAAAUAAUAGACCUGCUCUGAGAGCGUUAACUAAAGAAGAAAUAAACCGUAAAUAUGUUCAAGUUUUAUUAAAAUCGGACAUAAGCGGGCGAAUUGUUACUAUAAAUGACAGGUCAGUUUUGCGACAUGAUAUAACAAAUGUCAGCCAAAGCGAGAAACCAGUUGGAAACGAUGUUAGUACAGAGAUUUCAGAGGAAAAACAAAGAAAUAAUGAAAAUAACAAUAACAGUAGUGUAUUUUCCAAUGCAUCUACCGUAAAGCUUUUAGACCUCACCACCAAUUCAAGCAUGAAUAAGCAAGAACAUGAAGACUUCAUGAUGGAAACUACAAUGCCGCUUUCCCAAUAUGAGGCAGAAAGUCAACGAGAAAUGAAUCGUAAUACUUCAACGUCGCUAUCUUCGGAAAAUAAUAAUAGUAAUAAUGCUUUCUAUAAAUCUGAUUCUGUAAAUGUCGACAAUAAAGGUAAUACGGAUGACGUUUGGGAUGCGCUUAAAAAAGAUGUUAAAGAGGAACUAGAUUCUCUAAUAAAUCUUCCAAAAGCGGAACAAGAGCGAUAUUUAAGAGAUACCGAGCAUAAAUUAGUUGCGAGACGGUAUACGGUUUUGGAUCAUUUGGCAGAAAUGUCAGGGAAUCUUCGUCAGUGGGACAUGGAGAAGGAACUACAGAAUAGUCUAGCUAGCGAGGUGAAGAAACUUAAGGAGCAAUUAAAGAUGGCAGAAGAGAGAUUACAAUUGCAGCGGGAUCGCGUUAAUAGCAUGGGACCGAAAGUUUCGACCGCACGUCAAAAGAUCAAUGCUGGACGGCGCGAAUGUUUUAAAUUGUCGAAAAUUUGUUCGACUUUAGGUAACCGGCUCAUGGGAAAGAUUUACAAAUUACCAGAGGCAGGAGGUCAACUUUUGAGUGAUAAACUUAAAGAAGUUGCUAAUCACACCCGUCAAUUUACUAAAAAGAAGCGGAUCCAAUUUAAUGAUGUCCCUGAAAAUUCCAAUUCUAAUUUUUUACGAGAAAUCUCAGAAUCAUCUAAGCAUACAUGCAUCGAAGAUGAUUUGCCAUUACAAGAACAGCCAAUAAAUGAUACUGCUAAUGAAACGGGAUCAAAAAACGAUACUUGUCAUUUGAAGCAAUGUAGCGAUGAUGGAAAUUUAUUCAUAUCAGAAUCUUCUGUUAUGUUAAAUCUCUCGCAAACAUUUCUAAAUCAAUUAACACCUCUUAAGAGAAAAGAAACAAUUACGUCACUUCAUAAUGAUGAACAAGUUACACCUCCUAAUCAAGAUACUUCUGAACCAAAACUAUACCAAAGUACUCCUGUAGAACAAAACAAAAAAGAUAAACAAAGAAGCUGUAACACAUAUGAUCUUAUCACAUCUUCAGAGUUGGAAUCAUCAGGGACAGAUCCUGUUUUAUGUCAAGAUAGUGAACAAAAUAAUAAGAAAUCAUCGCCAUCGCCAUCGUUAUCGACGUCGACGACGAAGACAACAACGACGAUAACAGUGACAACGUCGACAAUAACAACAACGAUGACAACAGCGACAACGACGACAACAGCGACAACGACGACAACGACGACAACGACGACAAUGACGGUGAAGGCGAUUGCGCCUUAUGAAUCAAUAUUAUCACAUUUAAAGACACCAAGGAACACAAACCCCCAUGGAGUCCUAUGUCCGUACGAAAUGAUGGGCAUUUGCAGAGAUGAAGAUUGUCAAUACAUUCAUCAGUCGAGGAAUCAAACCUGAAAUUGUACAUUACUGAAUGCAUUCUUUCAACAUGAUAUACGUAAGGUAUCGUCCAUUAUUAUCUGAGAAAUAUAAAUAUCAAUGUAGAGACGAGAUGCAUUAGCUAAGCAGAGGCAACGCCCGAAGAUCGGUAAGUUGUCUUCAUCCAUGGCAGACUCUAGUACUCCUAAAAAAGUGCGCAAUCCUAAGAAAUUAUGUUUUAUAAAAAAAACUUAUAUUUUAUGCAUAAGACUUUUUUUCAUUGUGCUACUACUAUGAAGCAGCAGCAGCUGUAUUUUGUUGAAACUUCAGAGAAUUUCUACAAGUGUAUAUUUUUUGAAAUAUAAGAAAAAAAGUGUUAAAAACUGCAAGAGUAAUCAGUGCGGUAAAGACAGAAGAAGAGUCUAUUUACCAUACUAAGAAGAAUUAAUAUUUGAAAAAGAAGACCAUUCAGCAAUUGCAGAUCAUCAUUGAACAAUUGCAUCAGUUAUUCGCACUUCGUACUUUGAAAUAUAUAAGUUACCUCAUAAUA